GGGCGGUGAAAGCGUCGCAUCUGUUGGUAUCCGAGGCUGCGGGAGGAGAGGCCGAGGCCUGGCCGGGAUUCUGGACGCUGAACCUGCCGCCGCUACAAAUCCUGGGAGUGGGAACGAAGGGUGCAAAACGGGGUCACUUACUGGCGGUGGGCACGGGGCCCUGACAGCCUUUUCGCGGAGGUGCAGCGCCCUAGUAGCUGUGCCGCGGGGGGCCUUGGGUCCACUCAGACCACCGGGACUGCGCCGUGGCCCAGGAGCUGGAGGGAAGGUGUGGCGCGGGCUCUGGCCGCCGACCUCGCAGCUCGGCCGAGGCCCCCGUCUCAGCCCAGUUUCGUCUUUUCCGCUCUUCUGCAGGCUCGCUUCCGGCGUCAUGGCUCAAAGGGCCUUCCCGAAUCCUUAUGCCGAUUUUAACAAAUCCCUGGCCGAAGGCUACUUUGAUUCUGCCGGGAGGCUGACUCCUGAGUUCUCACAACGUUUAAACAAUAAGAUUCGAGAGCUGCUUCAGCAAAUGGAGCGGGGCCUAAAGUCGGCAGACCCUCGGGAUAGCACUGCUUACACUGGCUGGGCAGGUAUCGCUCUGCUUUACUUACAUCUCUAUGAUGUGUUCGGGGACCCCGCUUACCUCCAGAUGGCACAUGGCUAUGUAAAGCAAAGUCUGAACAGUCUGAGCAAGCGGUCCAUCACCUUCCUCUGCGGGGAUGCAGGCCCCCUGGCUGUGGGCGCUGUCGUGUACCACAAGAUGAACAAUGAGAAGCAGGCAGAAGACUGCAUCACCCGGCUAAUUCACCUAAAUAAGAUUGACCUUCAUGCUCCAAAUGAAGUGCUCUAUGGACGAAUGGGCUACAUCUAUGCUCUUCUCUUUGUGAAUAAGAACUUCGGCGUGGAAAAGAUUCCUCAAAGCCAUAUUCAGCAGAUUUGUGAAACAGUCUUAACCUCUGGAGAAACCCUAGCCAGAAAGAGAAACUUCACAGCAAAGACUCCACUGAUGUAUGAGUGGUACCAAGAAUAUUACGUGGGGGCCGCUCAUGGCCUGGCAGGAAUUUAUUACUUCCUGAUGCAGCCCAGCCUUCAAGUCAACCAUGUGAAGUUACAAAAUUUGGUCAAGCCCAGUGUAGAUUAUGUCUGCCAGCUGAAAUUUCCUUCCGGCAAUUACCCUCCUUGUGUGGAUGAUAAUCGAGAUCUUCUAGUCCAUUGGUGUCACGGUUCACCUGGAGUUAUCUACAUGCUCAUCCAGGCCUAUAAGGUGUUCCGAGAGGAACGGUAUCUCAACGACGCCUACCAGUGUGGUGACCUGAUCUGGCAGUACGGGCUGCUAAGGAAGGGCUAUGGCCUGUGCCAUGGCACUGCGGGGAACGCCUAUGCCUUUCUCACACUCUAUAACCUCACUCAGGACAAGAAGUACCUGUACAGAGCCUGUAAGUUUGCUGAGUGGUGCUUAGAUUACGGAGAACACGGUUGCAGGACGCCGGACACCCCCUUCUCCCUCUUCGAAGGAAUGGCUGGAACAAUCUAUUUCCUGGCUGACCUCCUCGUGCCCACAAAAGCCAGGUUCCCUGCGUUUGAACUAUAAAAGGAAAACCUGCCCCCUGCAACCCAUUGCAUGACUUUUUCUGUAUAUCAAACCUGGCCUGAGUGCUUCCAUUGCUUUUCAAGGAAACAGAGUCAAACCGUGUACUCCAUUUACUUGAGUUGGGUUUUUUCGUUGGUUUUUUUUUUUUUCAGAACUUGUCUUCAGUUCCUUUUGUCUGUCAUUUACUUUUACUUAAAAGUAUCCAAGGAAAUGUUUUAACUUUAACCUCAAUUUCUUCCUAAAGGUAAGGAUGAGUGUUAUGUACAGUGUUUUGAGGGCAUAGGGAUAUAUAUUUUUCAGAACUUAGAGGAGAUCUCUUACUUAAGCUUAUUGAAUAUAACUAUCUGUUGCUGUUCAAAAAAUGUUUAAAGGAAACUAAAUGUAGAUAAAGAUAAAUAUAUGGUUAUUGGCGGGUAUUGCCCUACACCUUUAUAGUAUUUUUCCUCCAGUAGUGCAGACAGUUUUAUGACUGUUUUUCUCUAGGUGGUUCAUUGUGAAGGGGAACAAAAAUAUUAACUGUAUGCUUCUGAGACAAAAGUUGUAAGAGUUGCAGACUGGUUUAAGGACCCAAAUACUGUUUUUCAAAUUCACAAUACUGGUUUAACUAGCGAUAAAGAUACUUUCAGAUCUGCUUCCUCAUGGUAGUAAAGAGUCCAGGUUCUGUAAGUCAACAUUUUUAUCAAAAAGUUCUAAAAUGCUAUGGUGGUUUUGAAAAUUCUGAUUUGAAGGUUAGUUUCAAGAUAAGCUAACAAAAAGUUUAUUAAUAGUUUUUUUCUAAAUGAAGCGAGUGUAUUUUUGAACUAUUUAUUUAAAUUUGUUUGUUCUUUGGAAUUAGUGUAAGAUCGGGAGACGGAGUUUCCUGUUCGUGAAUGUGAUUUGGGGUUUCAGUCCACCCUGUCCACCCGACCUUCUAAACUUUGACCCGUGCUUUACUUCCUUGGCAAUGACUGUGCUUUCAGUGCUCUCUCUUUGGUACAAGCCGUAAGAUAUUUCCCUUCUUUUCAGUCUCUCUGGAUGUUUGUUUUUUCACUAAGUAGUACAGUGCUUCUGCAUCUCUUUUAAAGGGGAAGGAGGGCUCCGUAGCCAAUAACUUGAGCCAAAACACUAAGCUUUCCGUAGAAAUGCUGUUUACUUAGGAGGUAUUAGCCAGUGAAAAUGUUUAGAACAAAUAGAUCCUAUCUCUCUGCGUUUCCUAGGCUUAACUUCCUCAGUUUCUGAGCCCUCGGGCUCCGGUAUUUAUAUGGUAGCUGAGGGACGCCUGGUGCUUCCGUUCUGUAUAAAGGUCCGGCUCCUCAGCUUCCCCUCCCCUUCCUUCCUUCGCUGCCUUUCCCAGGCUGGUUUCAUCCUUUCUGUCUAUUUCAGCUGAUUUUAGAACAUUUUGCAGCUUUGCAAAACAGGGUCUAAGAAUUUUAAAUGUGCCUAUUUCAUGGCCUUCUCGGUCUCAAAAGCAUGCUAUUUUUAUUUUAACUUUGAACCAAAUCCCACUGGGUAUAUGUUGGUUCCUAUGGAUAAUAGUCCCAUAUUAUUUCAUAAUCAGCACCAAAAUAGUUUAUAUUAUUGGAAAUUUCUGACCUUUUUAAGGCUACCAACAGAAGGAUCUGAAAAAAACAGCCCACUGCUCAGUUCCUAGGAUCAGCUUAUUCGUCUGUGACUCGCACCAGUUGGGCAAACCUUGUGCCUCUCAGAUGUCGGAAGUGCUGGUCAGCUGUGCCUUUCUUCCAGACAUUUCCGAUGAGCAGUGGUGGCAUUUAUAGUAAAGCUAAUUUGCCUUGGGCUGGGUGUCCAACAUGAAAGAAUAAAACCCAUUUAGUUUAGUUAAAUGUCUUAAUUAUGCUGUGCCUGUACUUUUAGCUACUAUAAUUACUAACCAAGGGAAAGAGGCAAAACACACUUUCUCUUAGCCAGAGGAAACUUAAUCACAGUGCAUCUCCAAACAUCGUGAUUAAUUGAACCCAGGGAAGACUUCAAGGCAGCAAGAAGAACAUUUUGAAUAAGAUUCUUGUUAAUACUUACAUGGCAAUUUAACUACUGCCACCCAUCCGUUAACAAACUCAUCAAUACAAACACAAUUCAGGUUUCAUUUUUUUUUAUUUAGCUUUUUAGGACUUAUUAAACUGGCAGAAUUUUCUGUUCAUGCCAUUGUUUUCUUUAUAGUUAAGAGGUAAGAAAAUUUGAUAGGCUUUUAAACUCAAGCAAAACCUAUAAAAUUAAGACCAAUUCCCUAACACCAUGAUGGAAACUGAGAAACUUUUAUGCCAGUUUUCUUAGUUUUAAAAGGAAGUGGCAUCAUUGCAGUUAUAUUUCUGUUAUAUCAUUCUCCCUCAGCUAUUUUCAUCUUCUUCUUCUUCUUUUUUUUUUUUUUUUUUUUUUUUUUGAUUAAAAAAUCCUUCGCAAAAGUUGCUUCCCCAGAAAACUCCAUAGUAUCUCUUCUCUCCCCAUGCAAAGACUAGGAGUAAAACCUUAGACGUUUGUGAGCCGUGUUCAUCUAUCCCGCCAUGUGUUUCUGCUCCCGUAGUGAGGACGCAUUACAGAAGUUAACUUUUCAUCAUGUCAAUAGUGUGAACGUUAUCUCAGCCAUUUCCAUCUGUCCCAUUGAGCUUUGGUCUUUCAUCCUUAGAGUGACUGGUUUCCUUCUCAUUUUUGGUGUCAGUUCUGAUUAUUUGACAUCAAAAGCCUUUGUGGUAGGAAGAGUUUGAGGUAAAAGAGGGUCCACAACCACUUUAUCUUCUCAUUGCCACUUCCCUGCAUAACUGAAUUGAAAGACAUACUCGGCUCCUAUGUCCCCAGGUUCAUUUAUGUCUGAUCUUACAGUGACCUGCCUUCUGCUAGCUGAUCGGAAAUACAGAAUGUGGAGAGUGAACAUUUAUUCAUCUACUCCUUUGGCUGCUGGAACUGAUCUGCAGUCCUCUAUUACUCAUACUGAUUUCUGAUUCCACUUCUGCUUCCCCUAAAUAGGUCAGAGCCUCCCAUUUGCCUAUUGCUGAGCUGUAGAAAGAACUGUUUCCCUCCUGUAGGUAUAAACAGUGUUGGGGAUAUUCAGGGAACCCACCCCCACAUUAUAUUGCCAUUUACUGGGAAGGGUUGGGAUCAUAAGUAUUUCUAUGUUCUGCAAAGGAGUUCACUUAGUGGUUCUCAAUAAAAUUUUGUUAGGACUCUA
Molecule: messenger RNA, 4727 nt
Organism: Mustela lutreola (European mink)
Lineage: Eukaryota; Metazoa; Chordata; Mammalia; Carnivora; Mustelidae
Gene: LANCL1
Product: LanC like glutathione S-transferase 1
Exons: 9
Coding region: 371-1570 (399 amino acids)
Biological process (GO): carbohydrate metabolic process; peptide modification
Cellular component (GO): plasma membrane
Source: RefSeq, a predicted model, not a curated record